Molecule: messenger RNA, 5082 nt
Organism: Meriones unguiculatus (Mongolian gerbil)
Lineage: Eukaryota; Metazoa; Chordata; Mammalia; Rodentia; Muridae
Gene: Kdsr
Product: 3-ketodihydrosphingosine reductase
Exons: 10
Coding region: 174-1172 (332 amino acids)
Biological process (GO): sphingolipid biosynthetic process
Cellular component (GO): endoplasmic reticulum membrane
Molecular function (GO): 3-dehydrosphinganine reductase activity
Source: RefSeq, a predicted model, not a curated record
GCCUGCGCAGCCGCGUCCCGACGCCGGUGGGGCCCAGAAGCCCGUCGGACGGCGGAGGCCGCCCCGCCCCGGCUCCUCCUCUUCCCCUCGCCGCCGGCCCGCCCUCGCCCGCAAACCCAAACACUGCGGGCUGCCGGUGCACGUGAUCUCCCCGUAGUCGCUCGCGCGGAGAGAUGCUGCUCCUGGCCGCCGCCGGCCUCGUGGCCUUCGUGCUGCUCCUCUACAUGGUGUCGCCGCUCAUCAGCCCCAAGCCCCUCGCGCUGCCCGGCGCCCACGUAGUGGUCACAGGAGGUUCCAGCGGCAUCGGGAAGUGCAUUGCUAUUGAAUGCUACAAACAAGGAGCGUUUAUAACUCUGGUUGCUCGAAAUGAGGACAAGCUGCUGCAGGCGAAGAAAGAAAUUGAAAAGCACUCUAUUAAUGAUAAACAGGUGGUGCUGUGUAUUUCAGUUGAUGUAUCUCAAGACUAUAACCAAGUAGAGAAUGUCAUAAAACAGGCACAAGAGAAGCUGGGUCCUGUGGACAUGCUGGUCAACUGUGCAGGAACGUCUGUGGCAGGCAAGUUUGAAGAAAUGGAAGUUAGUUCUUUUGAGAAAUUAAUGAGCGUAAAUUACCUGGGCAGCGUGUACCCCAGCAGGGCAGUGAUAACCACCAUGAAGGAGCGACGGGUGGGCAGAAUUGUGUUCGUGUCCUCCCAGGCAGGACAGCUGGGGCUGUUUGGUUUCACAGCCUACUCUCCAUCCAAGUUUGCCUUAAGAGGGCUGGCAGAAGCUCUACAGAUGGAGGUGAAGCCUUACAAUGUGUAUGUCACCGUGGCCUACCCACCAGAUACUGACACCCCAAUGCUGGCCGAGGAAAACAAGACAAAGCCCCUGGAGACCCGGCUUAUUUCAGAGACCACAGGUGUUUGCAAACCAGAGCAGGUGGCCAAACAAAUUGUCAAAGAUGCCAUACAAGGGAAUUUUAAUAGUUCCAUUGGCUCGGAUGGGUACAUGCUGUCCUCCCUGACCUGUGGGAUGGCACCAGUGACUUCCAUCACUGAAGGACUCCAGCAGGUGGUCACCAUGGGCCUUUUCCGAACAAUUGCUUUGUUUUACCUUGGAAGUUUUGAUAAUAUAGUUCGCCGCUGCAUGGUGCAGAAAGCAAAACCUGAAAUCGUAGACAAAACUGCUUAAUUCUUGCCCCUCGGACAAAGACUGAAUGCAGUGAUUUGAAUACUGUGCUGCUAAAGGAACUCGAUUUUUGGCCUCCAGACUCACUGUCUUGUUUUUGAAUAUGUCAGAGUGGACCCAGUGCUGUUCAGAAAUCUGGCUGCAAGCAGAGGGGCAGAAGUUCGUCUCUACAGUAUUACUGUCAACACUAUGCAAAUGUGGACCAGGGCACCAUUUGGUUUCUGGGUCUUUGAGGUGGAGCGCUGAGAGCGUGAGAACUAAUGACAGGAAAACAGGGUAAAGAAUGGAAUUCCAGGAUGGCAAAUUCAGUCUUUUCAUUUAUCCUCCCUCUUGCCCAUAGGGAUCAAGAAAUGCACUUUGUGGCACAUUAACUUUUGAGAGCUUUUGAUUUUUGGUUUUUAAUUUUUCAUGAAAGAUGGUCUGGGUUUUAAUCUUUAAAAAUUUUUUUAUAUAAUUUUUCAGUGUAUGUUAGUCAAGGUGUGUCUUCCAUGAUGUGGCCCGAGUCUGGCCCUCAGCACCUCGGUGUGGUGUUUGGGACUCCCUUCUGCUAGUGAAGCUGGCUUCUCUCUCUCUUUGAUCCCGUAAGAUGCAAGGGGGAUGAGAGAGCAGCACAGAGGAAGGCAAGGGACGAGUCCUUUGUGAUGGCAGAUCAGGUGUCCUUGUCUUCUUAAGACUAAUGCUUAGAACAUUUUCAUUUUUCACUCAUGGGGAAAGGCAGCCUCUUUACGUGUUUUCUGAAGAGAAAUAAAAUUUCAUAGAAGCUUAAAAGUUUACAGUUUCUUCAAUAGCCAUGAUGACCUGAAGUUCACAAUUCCAUUCCAGCUCAGCCUCUCUGUUUUUAUCUCUCUUUCUAGUUUUGAUUAUUCUGUAAUAUUUUUGUUUAAAAAAAAAAAACAAAAACAAAGGAAAACAAAAAGGUGGAGACCAACACAGAUUUUUUUUUUUGACUUGGCUUUUUAAAUUCAUGAAUUCAUUAAAGUAAAAAAAAAAAAUUAAAAGCAUAGCAUUCAUAUCCUCACAGCAUACUGUAGCUUUAGGAAAGGUUGUGUAUUUUUCAGUCUUACUACUCUGAGAAGAUGACUGAUUUUGAAGAUCCUCUCUUGGGAAGUGAGGUGUUCAGCUGCUCUGUCUCUCACAGAGACUCUGAGCAGCAUCUUUAGCAUGGUAAAGUCUCUUGCCCUCUGGCUGCAGCAUGUGGGCAUGUGCUAGGGCUUGCAGGUCUGCUAUUCCUUGAGCGAAUCCGUGUCAAGUGCCUAUGAUGAAUCCAGCCUCUGUCCCCACUCAUGCUGUCCACUGGACAGCUCCCAGUCCCGGCCUCCUUAUAUACAAAGUACUGCAUUCCAAUUUAGUACCUCUACGCUCAAAGGGAAAACUUAGUGUUAUAAAACCAAAAACAAACAAAAGGUGUUUGACAACUUAGAAAUUACUGCCAUGACAAACUUUUUUCCCCCUCUUUUUCUUUCUUUUAAAAAGAUGGGUUUAACCUCUGUGUGGCUUAGUCUUCUGCCCCAGCCACCGAGUGCUGGCAGUACAGCUUUGCACCACCAUAGCCAAUGAGCCAAGCAUUUUUGCUCUUUGAAAUAGUCAAACUCUUGACUUUAUUGUGACUUAGAUUUUAACUAAUAAGAUAUUUAGUGGCUCCAUUUUUAUCAAGAUCUGAGAACAUAUUUUAGAUAUUGUUACAGAAGAUACUCUUUAUUAUAUGCAUUGCCCGUUAUAACAUCAUUGCUGUUUACAGGAGUAGGUUGAUAAUGCCAAGAUGGUUCCAAGACCCCUCUAGUCCGAUCUAGCCAAAGUUUGCAACUUCGGUCACAUUGGACAGGUUCCUGAUGAAAGAACUGCAUUCCUAUGUGGACAGUUUCCAACUUUAUUUUCCUGUAAAUGUUCCAGGACAGUUGGCACUUUCCACUAUUCUGUUAAGAUCUAGGCCAAGAGGGCAUCAGACACAGUACAGUUAGCUUUUUCAUUGUACCAUUUUCAGACAGUCCUUAGCUAGAGGAUGACUGUGUGGAUCAUGCCUGAAACAAAUUGAAGAGCCUUGUGUCAUGGUGGGUGGUACUGACCCUAGCCCAGUUUAAGUCAGGUUUGCAGGGAUCGCGAUGCUGUGGCAGGAAUCUUGUCCAAGGUGUUAGAGGCCUCAACACCCUUACUCACAAAGGUUUGAAAUUAGCUUUAUUUUUUUCUUCUAAAGUUGAUUCCAUAAGUACAGGUGAACUUGAUGUGGGAAUAUUGUUUUUCUUAGUGUCACAUCAGCAUAAUGUACCUGUCUGUUGACUUUACCAGACUCCAUGCAAAUGCCCUGUACCUCAGCACGUGUUCUAUGUUACCUUUGAAAAGUCCAACUGAUUGUGAACUCUGAAACAAGUGCAUGGAAUGCAGCGUUUCAGCAGUGCCCCCAAAAGGUGUGAUCUCAUCCCAGAUGUGGAAGUAUCCCAUUUUUCUGCUCACAAAAAGAAUGGUUGCUGGGGUUAGGAAGCACUUGUCCAAAUGCUAGGGGGAUCAUCAGUUCCUCCCCGCUCCCCCACCCCCCAGAGUUGAACACAUGCCAUUCUUUACCUCUUGCUAAGGCUGAGUCAGGCUGCUGAGUCACUAAACCUGACCCUAGGCUUCUAGUUCUGUUACACUGUUUCCUCUGUGUGACCAGAAGUUUGUGGGUGUCAGUUCUGAAUGCCUGUGCUAUUAGUUCGGGUAAUACUGUUUUACUGUCGUAUAUCCUUAAGUUUCUCUGAAAAUUAUUAUCAUUCUGCUAUAUAAAUUCCAACAUAUAUUUAGGGACUCUUUGUAAUUGAGAGUGAAUAGGAAACAAUCCUCAUUUAUUUAUUAAAGAAAAAAAGGUCAUGGACUAGGGAAGUGAUUCUGUGGGAGGGUUUGUGCCUGGCGUGUAGGGCUCUGGAUUUGAUUCCUCGUCCUAGUCCAAAAACAUUUUUUAUCAAAAUUGUUUACUCUUACAGUUUUAAAGUUUAGUAAUUUGCACAGGUGAUGAUUUAGAAUGUUGUUGUGGUCUCUUUCAAUUAGUACUUAUAUAUGAUUGAAUGGUAUGUAUUUAUCUGGACUUUUUAAACUACAUAUUGAUUCCUGAAAGCAAAACCUUUAAGAUAAAUUUCUGAUAACUGAUGAGAACAUUUUUAUAACAGUUGCUCCAAUUCAAAGGAUCAUAUGCAUUUGUCUUUCUAGAAGGCUGUACAGUGAAUUAUGUCAUCAUAUUUAAGCUUAUUACAUUGUGUUCUAAUUGAAAUGUGUCUUGGUCACAGUUAAAUUCGUACUUUUUGCUAGAAGAUGCUUUGUGUCUUUCUUAUAUCCCUAAUUCCUUAGGAUCUCAGCUUUAAAGGCCCCUGUUGACUGCCACCCUCCAGUUCUAGACUGGAGCCUGCUGCUCUGAUCUUGCUAGAUUAAUGGAGGGCUAUGGGCUUGAUAUCUUGAAAAGGAGAGAAUUGCCAUUAUAUUUUACAUUUGUUUGAGGCAUGAACUCUUAAGACAUUGACAAAGAGCACAUGGCUGUUUUGAUACAUUUUAGGACAGGGUUGCUACUUUAAAAGCUUUUGUGGGAGUACAGUGGCAGGGCAGUACUGUAGGGUGGUACUGUGACAAAUGUGGCAGUAUUGUAACAACUUUAAUAUCUGUAUUGAUUAAUUACACACACAAAAUAAGUGGGAAACAAGCUUUACUGAUCUGAGAAUUUAUUUUUCUAGGAAUUUGUCUUUUUGAAGAUACUUAAUCAAAAUAGAAAAGUCUUUUAUAAUGAUGUCUCUAUUGGCUUCCUAGGCAUUGCACAAGACCUGGUUUUUAUUAUUUUUAGGAAAUAAUAUUUUUACGAUAUAUACUUAGGAGUCUAAACAUUUAUUUCAAUUAUGGUCUGUUUGUGUGAGUAAAAGCUUAAGAAAUGUGGAAUUUAAUAAAGCGUUUUGAACAGUUA